UUCCUUGCUCCGUUUAACAUAAUUUGGGAAAUAUUUAAAAAAAAAAAGAAAUGGUGCCGGCUAAUAAAUGUUCUGUAUCACCUGUGAGUUCAGUGUGUGUAUAAACUGUACAUAAUGUAGCUGUUCAAUUACAUUUCAAUUUAUCUUUAUGACUAUAGUUAGGUUUACAAAGUAGAUUGUGUAAAAGCAGAAUUACAUAAUGAAAGAAAAAUUGAAAAAAACCACAAUAAUUGUUGUGUAAUAAUGACUAGUAAUUAAUUGAUGUAAACUUUGACUAGUGACAGAAUGUGUGCUUUAUAAAUUGAAUUUGAAUAUAUUUCUCUUGAAAUAAGUUCAUUCUGAAAGCAUCUUACAUAACACAAUAUACCUAGAUUGGUGAAUAAUUACGUUUUAAGCAAUUAAGACUUGUAAACUGCACAUCGAUGGAUUUUCUCUUCAGUGUUUGGACCUUCGGCAGUGAAAAUUAAACCACACAAAACUGAACUUCAACUGAAAACUGGACUGAAACCAUUUCAAUGUACUAGAACAUCUAUGUUAAUCUACUUUGACACAAUCUACAUCGUAAAAGCACUAUAGAAAUAAAGAUGAAUUGAAUUAAUUUAAAAUCUGUCCCUUAGGUAGAUGUUAAAAGAUGAUUUUCAAAGUUCACCAUUUGUGGCCAUUUUGGACAUAAACUCAUCUUAUCAGUGCUACUGAUCAAACAUGUUUGUAUGACCUUGAGAACAAACUCUGCUUAGAAAUGGGUAAAUAAGUUCUGCUUGAGGCCACUGUCUGCCCAGCUGUAUCUCUUUGUCUUCAGGGCCCGGGAUGCCCAAGGAACCAAGAGGUGAUGCUCAAGGGUGUGUAGGGGAGAGGGAACGCACCUCCCGUCCAGCCAGUAAAAACGCUAAGGACAAAAGCAACAGUGCCGCCCUUUUGGCUUCAAGAGCCAGAGCACACACUGAACAGGAAUCAACUGGACGUGGCUCCCGCUGCUCUGAGAAAGACUCUGGUUACUCGGACACUGGCUCAGAUUCCUUGCAGACAGAUGCAGAUGACCGGCAGAGCAGUGCGAGCGAGCCUCAAAAUCACAAGGGAUCUCUGCAUGGAAGCCACAUAUUGGUAUCUGGGACCCCUGAACUCACCCCUAUAUUCAUUAUUAAGGAUGUUGUGCUGAAGCAGCCUGGGCAGUCUGGUCAGGACCACAUCCUUCCUUCAUCUCUGUCGUGGGGUGGAGGUACUGCAGGCGGUCAAGCUCCCACCCAUGUCCUUUUGCUGCAACAGCCUGGCAUCAAUCAGAGCACCCCGUUGCACAUCCUCAAAUCCCACCCACAGAGAUCUGAAAGCAAGAAUGCAAAGAAGAGCAAAAACACUUACCUCCCUAUCCUAAACUCCUACCCUCGAAUUGCGCCUCACCCUAGUAAGAAAGCCACAGAAAAACCUACAACAAAUCGGGGAAGUAACACAGAGGAGCACAGCCUGAGUAAGCGAGUAUGCACAGAGGAGAAAAGAGAGAAGGUUUCCACAACCACGCAAGCGUCCAAGCAACACCCGCACAAACAACCAGAGAACAACUUGCUUUCGAACUCUCAUUCCCUCUCACGGUCACUUUCUGCAGGCCAUGAGACUUCUACUGAUACUCACAAGAACCGGAGUCCAUGCCGGCCAUCUAGUCCCUCUGCCUCCCUCAGCGUGAGCUCACCGUCGGUUUCAAGCACUCAGAUUCCUUCCCCACCUUCUUCCGUUGAUCUAAUCCAAACCAGAAAAGAGCCCCAUAAGCAUUGCCCAGGACAGAAAAGUGACUCUGGCAAAGGGUCACACACCUUUAAAGGGACAGCACGGCACCGCCGCUUCCUCAAUACAGUGGAGAUUUUGAGCCAAUCGGGACUGCUGGACAUCACCUUAAGGACGCAGGACCUGCUACGGCAAAAUGCUGCCACAGACCGAGACAUCGCCCAGCUCCGCCAACAUGCACAACUGCUUUUCCAGGCUGCUCAAGCAGGCGUUGAUGCACCGGCUGCCUGGGAGAAGCUUCAGCAGGUCAUGUCUGAGUCUGGGCAUUAUCCCAGCCUCAAGUGCCUACCCACAGACAGCAGCGAUGGAGGGGACCGGUCUCACUCAAAGGUGGAAGUUGAGGCAGCCACAAGUACAAAACCUGAUAGUCCAUUGGUGUACGGAUACAGACUUAACAGGACUGAAGAGGUUGCGCCCCCAUCUCCUCUGCUAGCUCCCAUGACAGAUGCAGAAUGUCAGUCAACAGGUCAAUAUGAUCAUCUCAAUGAUAGCACCAACAAUUCUGAGCAAAUCAGAGCCCAUAGAGGAAUUUAUAGUCUACCGGAUGAUCCCAUUAUGCCUCCAGACAGCUCCACACAUGGGAACCUGCUUUAGAGCCCUUCCGGAAACCAGCAAGGGGACUUUACAAUACUUUCCCGAACAUCUCAAACAUGCAGUCAGAUGUUACGCCAUUGUCCUGGGUGUCUAAAUGGCAACCCAGUGCUAUGCUCAAGGACAGCAGCUCAGCUGUGCUGUGUGCCAUCUUCAUGGGUCAUGUUUCUACUCUUAAUCUUAUUCAGCAAUCACCCAAAAUGUCUGAUGAGACACAUGCAGAAUUUAACGCACAUCCCAUGUACUGCCAUUUGUUAGUUUUCUCUCGGACAUGGUAAUCUGCGUCAGCUGUCUUACCCCCUAACGGAAUCGUUAAGUUUGCAACACUUUGCAUAGUUGUGUUUCAAGACAAAUUGACGAGUUUGAAAUUGCUUCCACAGUGAGUAGCAUGUAGUUUCCUUUUUGAGGAAUGAGUUCACCUUGGGAAUUAUAUUUAGCAAAAAAUGCAUUAUUUGUGAUGAGAUCCCCUCCCUGUCCGGGCCUUGUCAAGUACAGAGCAUAAGCAUGAUGCAUGACGAUAUGAAAGUCCAACACAAUCUCACGGCAAUUCGUAACUUUUUCAUUUAGUGGCUAAUUUGUAUGAUUUCGUACGAUCUAAUUCGUACAAUUUAGUACGAUCUGCUUAUCCCCCAAUGACGGUUGGGGUAAGGGGUGGGGUCAGGUGCCACGCCUCCUUUUAAAAAUCGUACCAUUUCGUACGACUGAACUCGUACAAAAUCGUACGAAUUAGCCACUAAACUGGCAAAACGUAAAAUACUUACGUUUUCUCGUGAGAUCAGGCUGGAAAGUCAAAGCUUUGAGAGAACUGUUGUCGCUCUUAUUUAGGUCCAUGAAGCUUAUGCUCUUCUAUGCAGUACUCGCUUCAUUAAUCUCAUUACAUUAAUCGGCUUGCUUUAAGUCUUCAUUUUUGACCAUGGACCAAGACACCCUUUACUCAAGCCUUUGGAUUGGUCAAACUUUAAUAUUUUUGCGAGCUGUGUUUUUUUUUUUCCUUUUUAAUCACAGAUCAUGACGACUUGUAAGUUUUCUUGUGUUAAUGGUGUUUUGUGUCAGCCUUAAUGUUUUCUACAACAUCUAUACUUUGCCCCAAUUUUAUGUACUAUUCCAAGCUGUUCGGCACAUUUUGAUACCCUCCACAUGACACUAAUUUAACUAUUUUUUGAUGUUGUGAUGCUAUUUUUCCUUUCAUUUGCUUGCUGAGAAUUUUUAAGAAGUCACUUAUUUAAUGCACACAUGCUAAAUAUUUUAGGUAUUGUGAUUAUGCAUACAGAGUUUAGUACUUUCUGCUUUAACACAUUUUGUGUUUCAAAUUUUCCUCUUAAAUCAGUACACAAAAUUAAACAACACCACUUUAGAUUUUGACCUGAUUCUUUUCUAACUUUGAGUUCUUCAUGACUGUUUUUUUGUUUCUUCAACUUUGUCUCUUUAGUUUUCUUUCUCUAGAUAUUGAUGGUGCAUUUGUACUCAACAGUGAUCGUGAGUCCAAAUAAAUGGCAGUCUAGUAGAGAUGUUCUGGGUUUGAUGGCUAAGUGAAACAGAUCGUGAGUUUGUGUGUGAAAUGAAUGAAAUGAAUGGCAGGCUUUGACGUGACUGAUAUUUGUGCUUCCUCAUGUAGCAGCAUGAGUAUGAUGCAAUUUUAAUGCAUCUAAAGAAUGUAUAAGUGUGUGUUCUGACAUGAGAUCUGUAACAUAAGAUUAAAGUAUGUAUGUGUGUAUGAUUCUCGGCUUUUCUUUGCAGUUUCCUGACUCAAGGCAGGAUCACUUUAAUAGAUACAGUACACUAUUAAAAACAUGCAGAUUAAAAUAAAGAUUUGAUAAAAGACA
Danio rerio (zebrafish) is the source of this 4187-nucleotide messenger RNA. Lineage: Eukaryota; Metazoa; Chordata; Actinopteri; Cypriniformes; Danionidae. The record is from RefSeq and is a predicted model, not a curated record.